AUGGCUUUCAAACGUGUAGAGCAGCGGCUACAGACGGACCUCCGCGCCCUGGGUUCCGGGACUUCCCCAGGCCACUGGGGCCUACCCCGCGGGCGCCUCCUCCCGGCCCGCGACACGGCCACGUCCGAACUAGCCGCUGUGAAGAUAGUCAAGCUAGACCCAGUGCCGACACCCCAAUGUGGUGGCCUAUAUUGGCAGCUACCUCAGGUGAGGCUGCUCUCUCCUCAUGUCCCCCAGACAGCAGCCCCGGUGUGGCUCUGCCAUGUGCCCACCCCAGCUCUGUGUCCCCCCAGAAAUGACCGCUUGUGGAUCUGCAUGGAGUUCUGUGGAGGAGGGUCCUUGCAGGAGAUUUACCAUGCCACUGGGCCCCUGGAGGAACGACAGAUUGCCUAUGUCUGCCGAGAGGCUCUAAAGGGGUUGCACCACCUGCAUUCUCAGGGCAAGAUCCACAGAGACAUUAAGGGAGCCAACCUUCUGCUCACCCUCCAGGGAGAUGUCAAGUUGGCCGACUUUGGGGUGUCAGGAGAGCUGACGACAUCUGUGGCUAAGAGGAAGUCUUUCAUUGGGACUCCCUACUGGAUGGCCCCGGAGGUGGCCGCUGUGGAACGCAAAGGCGGCUACAAUGAGUUGUGUGACGUCUGGGCCCUGGGUAUCACUGCCAUCGAGCUGGGCGAGCUGCAGCCCCCGCUAUUCCACCUGCACCCCAUGAGGGCCCUGAUGCUCAUGUCCAAGAGCAGCUUCCAGCCACCCAAGCUGAGAGACAAGACUCGCUGGACCCAGAAUUUCCACCAUUUCCUCAAGCUGGCACUGACCAAGAACCCCAAGAAGAGGCCAACAGCAGACAGACUUCUGCAGCACCCAUUCACAACUCAGCAGCUCCCACGUGCCCUCCUCACUCAAUUGUUGGACAAAGCCAAUGACCCCCACCUUGGGGCCCCGUCCCCUGAGGACUGUGAACUAGAGACUUAUGACAUGUUUCCGGAUACCAUUCACUCUCGGGGGCAGCAUGGCCCAGCUGAGAGGACCCCCUCGGAGAUCCAGUUUCACCAGGUGAAAUUUGGCGCCCCUCGCAGGAAGGAAACAGACCCUCUAAAUGAGCCGUGGGAGGAGGCGUGGACACUGCUGGAGAAGGAGGAGCUAAGUGGGAGCUUGCUGCAGUCGGUCCAGGAGGCCCUGGAGGAGAGGAGCCUGACCAUCAGAUCAGCUUUGGAAGUCCAGGCUCUGGGCUCCCCAGAUGAAGCCAUGGGAACCAUCAAGCGUGCCCCCUUCUUGGGGGCACCCCGCCCUGAGCCUCCAGCCGAGUCCCCUCUCUCCAGCUCUCCAGGAACCUCAUCCUCCCCUCUCCCAGGCCCUGACAGCUCCCCACUGCUUCCCACUACCUGGGCCACCAUGAAACACCGGGCAGAUCUUGAGACAUCAUCCUGCCAUGGGCUCCCCCCGACCCCCAAGGUGCACAUGGGCGCCUGCUUCUCCAAGGUCUUCAAUGGCUGUCCCUUGCGAAUCCACACUGCUGUCACCUGGAUUCACCCUGUCACCCGAGACCAGUUUCUGGUGGUGGGGGCUGAAGAAGGUAUCUACACCCUCAACCUGCACGAAUUGCAUGAGGACACCCUGGAGAAGCUGACCUCGCAGCGGUGCUCCUGGCUAUACUGCAUGAACAAUGUGCUGCUCUCACUGUCAGGGAAAUCCACGUACAUCUGGGCCCACGACCUCCCGGGCCUGUUUGAGCAGCGGCAGUUACAACAGCAGGUCCCCCUCUCCAUCCCCACCAACCGCCUCACCCAGCGCAUCAUUCCCAGGCGCUUUGCUUUGUCCACCAAGAUCCCUGACACCAAAGGCUGUCUACAGUGUCGAGUGGUGCGGAACCCCUACACGGGCAGCACCUUUCUGCUAGCCGCUUUGCCCUCCAGCCUUCUCCUGCUACAGUGGUACCAGCCGCUGCAGAAAUUCCUGUUGUUGAAGAGCUUCUCCAGCCCCUUGCCCAGCCCUGCAGGGAUGUUGGAACCUCUGGUGCUGGACGGGAAGGAGCUGCCACAGGUGUGUGUGGGGGCUGAGGGGCCUGAGGGGCCCGGCUGCCGUGUCCUGUUCCACAUCCUGCCCCUAGAAACCGGCCUGACUCCUGACAUCCUCAUCCCGCCCGAGGGAAUCCCAGGCUCUGCUCAGCAGGUCAUCCAGGUGGACAGGGAUACAGUCUUGGUCAGCUUUGAACGCUGCGUGAGGAUUGUUAACCUGCAGGGUGAGUCCACAGCCACACUGGCACCUGAGCUGACCUUUGACUUCCCCAUCGAGACUGUGGUGUGUCUGCAGGACAGCGUGCUGGCCUUCUGGAGCCACGGGAUGCAAGGUCGCAGCCUGGACACCAACGAGGUGACCCAGGAGAUCACAGACGAGACGAGGAUAUUCCGAGUGCUUGGAGCCCACAGAGACAUCAUCCUCCAGAGCAUCCCCACCGACAACCCAGCUGCUCACAGCAACCUCUACAUUCUCACAGGCCAUCAAAGCAGCUACUGA
Molecule: messenger RNA, 2511 nt
Organism: Chrysochloris asiatica (Cape golden mole)
Lineage: Eukaryota; Metazoa; Chordata; Mammalia; Afrosoricida; Chrysochloridae
Gene: MAP4K2
Product: mitogen-activated protein kinase kinase kinase kinase 2
Exons: 32
Coding region: 1-2511 (836 amino acids)
Biological process (GO): protein phosphorylation
Molecular function (GO): ATP binding; MAP kinase kinase kinase kinase activity
Source: RefSeq, a predicted model, not a curated record